Molecule: messenger RNA, 3102 nt
Organism: Schistocerca cancellata (South American locust)
Lineage: Eukaryota; Metazoa; Arthropoda; Insecta; Orthoptera; Acrididae
Gene: SamDC
Product: S-adenosylmethionine decarboxylase proenzyme
Exons: 9
Coding region: 79-1128 (349 amino acids)
Biological process (GO): spermine biosynthetic process; spermidine biosynthetic process
Cellular component (GO): cytosol
Molecular function (GO): adenosylmethionine decarboxylase activity
Source: RefSeq, a predicted model, not a curated record
AGCAGGUCCGCGCAGGUAUAGUAGCAGCUAAACGGGGAAGGAAAUAGUCAUUUCAGGGUAGUCCUCUGUGGUGUGAGGAUGGCUGAUGUCGGUGGUAGUAGUGGUGUUCAAUAUUUUGAAGGUGUUGAAAAGUUGUUGGAGAUUUGGUUUACGCGGAACGAUGGCGCGGUGAAGCAGUGUGAUCUACGGAAAAUCUCUAGGACUAAAUGGGAAUCACUGCUAAAAAUUGUUCGCUGUGAGGUGAUAAGCUUUGUCCGGAAUGAGCAUGUAGAUGCAUAUGUACUGAGUGAAAGCAGUAUGUUCAUAACAAAUCGCCGGUUUAUUCUGAAAACAUGUGGGACUACCACACCACUAUUGUGCUUGAAGCCACUUUUGAUGUUGGUUGAACAGUAUGCUGGAUUUAAUGAAGUGGAAGAUGUGUUCUACUCUCGGAAAAAUUUCAAGAGACCCGAUCUGCAGUUGAGUCCACAUAAGGCUUUUGAACAAGAGGUUGCUGUUUUGAACUCCUUUUUCAAAGAUGGUGCUGCUUAUUGCAUGGGGAACAUGAUAGAAGACUGCUGGUAUUUGUAUACCUUAAAUCCACUGGGAGAAGGAAACAAAACUCGCAGGGGUAUACAGGAACCUGACCAGACCCUAGAAAUCCUUAUGUCAGAUCUGGAUCCAGAUAUCAUGAAUAUUUUCACGCGGGAGGAGUCAUCUUCUGCUGCAGAGGCUACCCAGAAAUCUGGAAUUGACAAAUUGAUUCCAAAUAUGGUGAUAGAUGAUUUUCUCUUUGAGCCUUGUGGUUAUUCCAUGAAUGGCAUUUCAAAGAAAGCGGGUCCAGAACUAGCUGCUGGAUGUUACAUGACCAUUCAUAUAACGCCUGAACCAGAAUUCUCAUAUGUGAGUUUUGAAAGCAAUGUGCCACAAGCCUCAUACAAGGAAGUGAUCUCAAGGGUACUGGAAACAUUCCAGCCUGGAAAAUUUGUGAUAACAGUAUUUGCCAAUAAGGCCUCUGCUGCAGCAGCUUCCCCUAAAGAAUUGGAAAGACAGACAUCAUUCGGAGACUGGCUUCGUCAUGAUGUUCAGUACUGCCGCUUCAAGAACUACGAUCUGAUUUACGCAUUCUACUCUAAAUUCCCAAGCUGAGGGUCCCUGGAGGCCCGAAGCUCAGCUGAGUUCCUUUCAGUUGUUGCUCGGUGCCUUCUUGGGCAGUUGCCUGCCCUUUUUAUUUGUCACUGUAGCUGUAGAUUUAAUAACAUAACAUACCUUCUGCAUUUGUUAAGUUUUUCUGUAGGUGGUAGUAAAAUUUCCUUGCAUGGUAGUUUUUAUAACAGUCCCAUUCAGCAGUGUAAAAAUGCCUGUGAAUUUCAAAAUUCCCGACCAUUUAUAAUCACAGCUUCUCAAUGCUCUCUAAUAUUUGUAGAAUACUGUUUAAAAUUAUGGAGUUUGAAUAUAAUUAAAGCUGCUUUGUGUCUAAUAUUGCUUUGCUUCUGUGAAAGCAUUGCAGCUAUUAGAGUAAAUCUUGUUUACAUGUGGUGGCGAAAUAAAAUUUCUUGAGGUGAUAAAUUUGUACGCAGUGAUUUUGAGAGUUGCUGAAGCCAACAAAAGCCUCACCUAUGAGGGUGACAAGUUGGCAUCUCAGGUGGUAACCAUCACUGGUUCCUUGGUUUGAUGCAUUUAUUUAAUUUCCAUCUUGAAAUGGCAGCAAGAAGUAAUCAUAUGAAUCCUUAUGCUGCUGUUGAAGAAUUUUAUUAUGAUCUGAAUUACAAUUUAAGUUGCUAAGAUCAUGCAUAUAUAUUUUUUCUUUGUAACUGUGAAAUUCAGAUCAGUAUUGAUUUUGCAAAAAGCAGCCUUGAAAGGUCAGCAAAGUGUUGCUUACAGUUGUUCCUAAAUGUCAAUUGUUAAUGUUUGUGGUUUAUUUCAUGGUGCAGCAUUGAUUAUAAUAAAACGUUUCUGUGAGUAAAUUGUAUAUCUAGUAUUUUCUGUGUAUUCUGAGUUGUUACUCUGAUCUUGAAAACUUAAUUAAAAGUAAGGCAUUCUUUGUAAUGUAAGAUGCUUGUCAAAUUUCGAAAUGGUCUGUUACUGUAAAGCUGUUUGAAGCAGUUUGAGAUGGCUUCUUAGUGUAAUAUCAAGCUGCUGUGAACAUUCACUUGUUCUGGGACCUUCGUGAAUAGAGAAUUUUCUACUUCAAAUGAAAAUAAUCCACUGCCACAUGUUUUGAGGGCAAUUCUGUUAAUCUGAUUUUAGCAAACAGUUAUCACUCGAGCCAUUGCUGAUUUACUUGCUGGUAAUAUUGCAACAGUAUUUUGGAUUUUCUUUGUUUUUAGACACUAAACUGUGGCAGUGAAUAUCUUGGUGCAGUUGUGGUUGUUCUAGGUGGAGAUGUCAGGUUAUACUUCCAUUUUAUAUUGCACCUACUUGAAUGGAUAUCCAUUUGUCACAAAGCAAAAUUUCACAGUUGACUGCUGUCAGAGUGAUUAAACUACUGUCACAGUUUCAUGACAUGGUCCCUGUGCUAUACUCUGUUAAAACAUAAAUCACAUUACAAUCACUGUUUUCUUACAUUUGGAUUGAAUCUUAACAGCAGCACCUGUUGAUACAUUUCGAGUAACUAAGGGCAGAUGAUCUGCAGUUGCAAAAGCUGUAGUAAACUAAGAAUUUUUUGUCCACUAUGAGUUGAUUAUUUGUCAUAGUAUUGUUACAUAUCAAUUACAAAGACAAGUGUUUUGGUCAUAGAGUAACAUUUAAAUUGGAACUCUAAUUUGAAAAACAGUUUCCAAAGAAUGCACCGUUAUUCUCUUAACAGAGCCCAUUAUUUGUGCACCAAACCUGCUGUUACAUGCAGAAGAUACUACAAUUUUGAAGGCCCUGUUAAAAUCCACAAUGAAUUUAGAUUGGUGAGUUAAGUAUUGCAAUAAUCUAUCAUUUCUUUCUUUGGUUUGGAAAUGUUUUGUUGUGGCAAAAAUGUGUUGAAAAUCAGGUUUUUCAUCAUCUUAGUGAGACACAUAGCAUUGAUAGAUUUUUUAAUGUACAUGGAGUACUUCAUAGAAUUGUUGUAUCAUCUACUACAGAAACAACUAUCUCUGUUCAUGACACUGUAAGGUGUUGUUGGAUGUGUAA